Molecule: messenger RNA, 10934 nt
Organism: Xyrichtys novacula (pearly razorfish)
Lineage: Eukaryota; Metazoa; Chordata; Actinopteri; Labriformes; Labridae
Source: the annotation of a GenBank genome assembly
AUGAGUCAAGUCCGUCAUACUCUCACACAUCAACUCUCAUCUCGCGAGAGUCCGCUGCGCCCAGAAAUUAUGGACGUCGGUGGGAACGGUGGUGGGCUUCCUGUAAACAAUAAACAGAGAGCAAUGAUACCUAACAAAAGCAGGGGUGAAUUCACCCGCAACCCAAGGAAAGAUUCAGAGGUAUGUGAAUAGAUGUUUAGAAUUAAAUUUCGCACGAAUUUUCAUGAGCAGAUGAGGCCUUUUCUACUGCUACUGUCUCAGAGCUAACGUUAGCCAACCUUCUCAGCUGUCGUCCUGGAGCUUAACUUUUAUUUCUUACACAUAUUAGAGGUUUAAAUGUCAGCGACUUGGACUUAUCGGGGUAAGAGCGUGUGUGUAGUCUUGAUUUUCUAUCAUGUUGUCCCUUCGAUAGGAUUUACCGGCUGUGUAGGUUAGCAGCAGCUAGCCAGUUGAUGUUAGCGAAUAACAGGCCAGAGGAUCCAGAAGGAACCUGUUGAAAAUGUGGAGACCUCCAGAUUUUACCUCGAUACAGACCUCCCUCUUUAUAGUGUAAUAAGCUCUUUUGUUAAUAGUGUGUUCCUCAACUACAUAAUACAGUAAGAAGUGAGUCAAUAUUUUCAAGGACCACAGUGGGGAUCUAUGAUAAACUCAUUUCUUCAGUCUCAUUUCCAGAAUUAAAUUUUGUUUAAUCACAGCAGGUGUAGUUAUGACCUAAUUUUAUCUUUGAAUGAACAUUUGAAUGCAUGCUAAACCAUAGCAGUGCUAAAUCUGAUUUUCAGAGAAUUUCUUUAUAACCAUAUAAUUAACAUCAUUAUUAUUUAUUAUCAAUCAAUCAAUCAAUCAAAGUUUAUUUAUAUAGCACUGUUCUACAAAUGAAAUUGCAGCUCAAAGUGCUUUACAUCAGGACAAGAAAAAUAGAAGUUAUUAAAAUAAACUAAAACAGACAAUAAAAUAUGAACUUGAAUUUAUUAAUAAAAUAAGUUAAGUAAAAAGUUAGACAAAAAAAAUAAAUAAAUUAUAACAGUAAUUAAAAUAUAUAAAAGCCAGGCUAAAUAGAUGAGGUUUUAGGUUACGUUUAAAAAUUUCAAUAUUUGCAGCUUGUCUCAGAUCCUCUAGAAGUUUGUUCCACAGUUUGGAGCGUAGCAGCUAAAAGAAGCAUCACCAAAUUUUUUUGUUCUGCUCUGUGGAACGACUAAAAGUGAAGAUUGAGAGGAUCUAAGAGGCUGCCCUGGUGCCAGGCCAUGUAGAGCUGUAUAAACUAGUAAAAGAAUUUUAAAAUCAAUGCGAAAACUAACAGGCAGCCAGUGCAAAGACUUUAAAAUGGGUGUGAUAUGAACUCUUCCCCUGGUCCUUGUCAAAACACUACACUUACCUAUUCUGGUGUACUUCAAGUUGGUACCCCAAAGUCAAUGUAAGGACACAUUUUACUGAUUUGUGUACUAUUAAUAGACUGUACUAUGCCUGCUCUACAACCAAAAUACCGUUUGGGUUGUUUGUACAGCUGCACUCUUAAGCUUCUGCAGCUGUCUCAGAUAUCAGAGGUGAUGGUGUGUUUUUGCCAAACUGACUCAUAAAAAAAAAACACCAGAAAAUCAUUUUCCUGAAUUCUGUCUUGAUUGUUGAAAAAAAUGUGUGGUGCCGACUGUUGAGUUGAACCAGUACGUAAAUGUUUUGUGCUUAUGUGUUUGUUUUUUGAGGGUUUUAUGGAGCAACCCCACAGGCUUGGCAAGAUGUAUUUCAGUAUUGACUUUCAGUUUAACUCUUGAUUUUGCAUAUUGGAUAUUACAUUUUUGUUUUAAUCCAAAAAUUGUGUUGUCUCCUGUGCACAGGGACUCUCUGAAUCUCCAGACCUUGAAUUUGAAUAUGCUGAUGCGGACAAGUGGGCUGCAGAGUUGUCAGGUGUGUGUUUUCAUUGUGUAAACAAAAAAAUUCUGACAUUUUUAAUUCUUCAGAACCAAACUCUUUACAUUUGAUGUGUUAAGAUGAAUUACUGUUUUCCUGUGUGUGUUUCAGAGCUGUAUAGUUACACCGAAGGACCAGAGUUUGCUCUAAACAGGAAAUGUUUUGAGGUGGAAUUCAGGACACAUGGUUUGUAGAUAAGACUUGGAUUGAAACCUUAUUAUGAAUGUAAGAUUUAUUUAUAUCAACUUGAUUGUCUGUGCUUUUCUUGCUGUCGUAGUUACAGAGAAGAAGUGGACAGAGCUUGAUGCAGCCGAGCACAGAGCUCAUGCCAUGCGCCUGUUGGACGGUCUGGAGGUUAUUGCACGGGAAAAAAGGCUAAAAGUCGCCAGAGCUAUUCUGUACAUGGCUCAGGGUCAGUCCACAUUGACAAAAACUGAUGUACCAUUGAAAAGAGAGUGAAAUCCUGUAAUGAGGUACAUUAAUAAGAGAGGUCAAACGUGGCUUUCUUCAUUUUUUUGUGUUUUUUGUGUUUUUCUCUCUGUAGGAACAUUUGCAGAUUGCAGCUCUGAGGCUGAAGUGCAGCAUUGGAUGAGAUACAACAUUUUUCUGCUGCUGGAUGUGGGCACCUUCUCUGCUCUGGUGGAACUGCUCAACAUGGAGAUCGAGUAUGUCUCCAGUCAGAUUUCUAGCAUUCAGAAACCUCUUCAAUCAGUCAGUGUGUUUACAUGUACAACUUAAUCGGACUAAGCUCAUAAUUAGUUUUUUUCGACGAAUCGGACUUCUCUCCUUGUCCGUGUGUACAUGCAGCUGAGAAAAUCAGAUUAUUGACAUGAACAUGCCCGCCUCCCCAAAACUAGGGGGUGACACGGGUCUUUUAAGCUAAACUGUUUCCAACCCCAUACAAACAUCAACAACAACAGCAGGUCCGUGUCAGACGUCAGAAGUGUCUACAAAUGCUGUUGGGCAUUUUUGAGCAAGAAGAUAGAGCAUCAUACGCCGUUGUUUUUGUCGUACAUGAUGUACGGGCUACUUUUCUGCAGAUGAGGUGCUACUCCUCAUCUCUGGUGUUUUUGUUCCAGAGUUACUGUGGCAUGGCGCACACGCACUGUCUGAUCAUACUCCGACUACGCUGGUUACAUGGUAGAGAAAAUCGAAUUACAUGUACUUGUAUCUCAGAGAGAUACGAGUUCUCAAACUCUGAUAAUAGUCGAACUAAGGUCUUUACACUUCCACCAGCUCCUCCGGGGAGAUUCCCAGGCGCUCCCAGGCCAGGCAGGAGACAUAAUCCCUCCACCUGGUCCUGGGCCGUCCACGAGGUCUCCUCCUGGUGGGACAUGUCUGGAACACCUCUAACGGCAGGCGUCCAGAAGGCAUCCUAACCAGAUGCCUGAGCCACCUCAGCCGACUCCUCUUGACGUGGAGGAGCAGCGGUUCUACUCUGAGCGCCUCCCGAGUGUCUGAGCUCCUUACCCUAUCUCUAAGGCUGAGCCCGGCCACCCUGCGAAGGAAACCCAUUUUGGCCGCUUUUAUCUGUGAUCUUGUUCUUUCGGUCAUUACCCACAGUUCAUGGCAAUAGGUGAGGGUCGGCACGUAGAUCGACCGGUACAUCGAGAGUUUCGCCUUACGGCUCAGGUCUGCACUUCAGUUGUCCAGUCUUAAUCGGAAUAAGGCAAUAAUUUGGUUUUCUCAAGUGUCAUGUAAAUGUACUGACUCAUACUAAUUAUUAUAAUUUUUUUAAUCAAGAUGGUUGUCAAGAUGUUAUUUAUGUGUGUGGAGAACCGUGAGUAACAUGCGUAAUCUCUUGCAGUAACAGCGCUGCCUGUAGCAGUGCCGUCAGAAAACCUGCUAUCUCCCUCGCUGACAGCACCGAUCUCAGAGUGCUGCUGAAUAUAAUGUACCUGAUGGUGGAAACAAUACAGCAAGACGACCCAGCUGACAAACCUGAGUGGAAAAUAAUCAGGGAGACUUUCAGAGCAGAGCUGGGUAAGACUUUUUACUGUCAAAACCUGCAGUUAUAUCCCUGAUUUGACCAAAAUACUUGAAAUGAUUCCUAUCCCCACUCUAUCUUUGUGUUUCAGGCUCUCCCCUGUUCAACAACGAGCCCAUUUCUGUCAUGCUUUUCGGUAUGGUCACCAAGUUCUGCAGUGGUCACGCUCCUCACUUCCCAAUGAAGAAGGUGUUGCUGCUUCUGUGGAAGAGUAUACUGGUAAAAAAAGUUUUUACCACCUACAAUUUUUGAUUAAAAGUUGGUCUUAAGAGGCACGAAUCAACAUUCAUUCUUCUGUUUUCAGUUUACACUUGGAGGGUUUGAGCAGCUCCAAAGCAUCAAGGUUUGCAAGCGGGAAGAGUUGGGUCUCCCCCCUCUCCCAGAGGACAGCAUCCGGGUCAUACGCAGCAUGAGGGCUGCUUCUCCUCCUGCAUCUGCGUCUGAUCUCAUAGAGCAGCAGCAGAAACGAGCUCGCCGUGAACAUAAGGUAGACCUGACUCUGAUCUCAAACAGAGGACACUGUUGGUCCAGGCUAAUCAUGGAUAAAUCAUGCAUUGUUGCCUUGACUACAGCUGGAGUGCUGCUAGUCCUGUACAAUAAUGACUUUUAAUUAAGUGUAGUAAAGCUGAGAUAAAGCUGAUUAAAUUGACUCUAGAUCCAAAUAUUAGUACAGUCAAGACAUGGUCACAGUAUUGAAGAGCAUAAUAGUCAUUUAUACCAAAUGAACGAUGUGGUCAUAAAGCUGCUGUAUGAUCAUAAUGUUUUACAGCUUUAGUUUCUGAGGUUGAUAUUAAGCAGCCUUAUGGACCAGAAUUACUGCAUCAUGAGCUGCACUCAUUAUAAACUGAGUUUUUUCGGGAGCUGUUUGCGCUCUUGUGUUGAAUCUUAAUUAUACUCAACUCAACUUUAUUUGUAAAGCACUUUAAAAACAACCACAGCUGAACAAAGUGCUGUACAUGAAUAGACAAAACAACGCAGACGUAAAAAACAAUAAAAAAAACAAUGAAAACAAUGGAUAAAAUAAAAGUGGAUAUCAAAAAGUAAAAUAUAGUUUCAGUGUUUUUAAAAACUAAUUUAAAAACAUAGAAACAAAUAACUAAAAAUAAACCAUAAAACACUAAAACAGGAGCUGAGUCUCAUGCAGGGUUAAAAGCCAAUGAAUAAAAAUGGGUUUUAAGACGAGUUUUAAAAAUAGACAGUGUGGGGGCUUGACUGAUUUGGAGGGGUAGCUUGUUCCAUAAUUUUGGGGCCACAACAGAAAAAGAUCUAUUCCCUCUGAGCUUUAGUUUGGACCUCGGGACCUCCAGGAGCAGCUGAUCACCUGACCUAUACGGAUAGUAACGUGGCCCUCUCCACUCCGCUGACCAUGUCUGCACCACAUCCUGUUUUCCCUCUUAGGCUUUGAUUAAGCAGGACAACCUUGACGCGUUCAAUGAGAAGGAUCCCUACAAGGCAGAUGAUUCCCGUGAGGAUGAGGAUGACAACGACGACAAUGACAACUCAAUAGAGGCCGAGACUUUCCCCCUGGAGAGGGACGAAGUGAUGCCUCCACCUAUUCCUCACCCUCCGUCAGAGAGGGUGUCCUUUCCUAAAGGCUUGCCGUGGGCUCCUAAAGUCAGGUAAUGUUCAGGCUGAGAUAAACAUAAUACUGCACAUGUGUUGACUUCGAAUAGGAAAUGAAUAUGAUCUAUUGUUAAUUAUGUUUUUCCUCAAAUAGGGAAAAGGAUAUAGAAAAUUUCCUAGAGUCAAGCAGGAGUAAAUUUAUCGGUUACACGCUUGGAAAGUAAGUUCUUUUUGUAGUUUUAUUUAAAACAAAAGAUAACUUCAGUUUUACACUUGUACUUUAUUACAAACCAGUGCAUUAAAAUAGAGUUGUUGUGUUUAUGUUGCAGUGAUACAGAUACAGUUGUCGGCUUGCCCAGACCGAUUCAUGAGAGCAUCAAGACUUUAAAGCAGGUAUUAAAAGCCUUGAAAAACAACUCACUACUUUCAAUGCAAAUGUAGCACUAACUCUAAAACAACAAUUCUCACAUGGAAGUUUUUAAUCCUUUUCAGCACAAGUAUGUCUCCAUAGCUGAGACACAGAUCGCAAAGGAGGAGGAGUUUCAGAAAACGCCUCUUUCUGGGGUAAGUGGAAGAGGAGCCAUUAGUCGUUCACUUCAUGUGUACUCAAAUCUGCUCGAUGAGUGGAUUUGGAUGCAGCUUUAUCAGUUUAAUCCUCAAGUUACACACAAAGAAAAGUGCUAUAAUUUUAUUUUUCUUUCUUUAGUGUUGAGGGAAAAAAUGCAUACAACUGUUGCUCUCUAUCAUAUUAACAUGAAUGUUUUUAAUACCCCUCCACAUGUGUUGUAAGCCAUUUGCCAUCUGUGUUUCUUGUUAAGGUAAUAGAGUUAAAGUCUGAACUGUCUCUUUGUUUUUUGGAACAGAGUCCAAUUCUAGUUUUCUAACAUUUUCUUGCUUUGUGUCUCUUCUUUUUUGACAUUUCGACAUCAGGGUGAAGAGGAGGUGGAUAUGUCCGCAAUUGAGCUGCUUUAUCAAGGGAUUCUGCCCAGUUUGCCUCAAUUUAUGGUUCGUCUUCCUUUAGGCUGGGAAAGCAGAAACUUUAGGUCAGAUUGUUUCGGCAUUAACUGAGUUGUUUCUCUUUGGAUGUCAGAUCGCUCUGCUGAAGAUCCUUCUCGCAGCUGCUCCAACUUCCAAAGCAAAGACCGACUCCAUUAACAUCUUGGCUGAUGUGCUGCCGGAGGAGAUGCCGUAAGUGAUGAUGAAGUGCCUCUGAAAGAGUCCAACACAUCCAGCAGAUCCUUCCUUGUGCAACUUAAUAUUCUGUAGAAGAAAAUAUCCUGACUUCAGUAACAUGUGAUGAUAAGUAUUGAGAACUGGUAUAUCAAGGCUUGACACUAACAUUUUUCACAAGGAGCACAUGUGCUCCUAAGUUGAAAAAGUAAGGAACAUACAAAGAACUUUAGGGGCACAAUGAAAAUUGAUCAAGUAAUGUUUGUCUUAUUGGUCAACAUAAGUACUAUUAUUUGAAAUUAAUUUUAGGUCAAUUGGUCACAUGACAUGAAAGCUAUUGAAGGAAAACAGCCUAACCGGUAAUUAAUUGAUGGUCCCUUAUUAAACACCCAGUGUUGACAGUGAGGGUGCGGAGUAGAUUUAACCGCGCUGCUGUUGCUAUUCCUGGUUAUGGAGAGUGAGAAGACAUCAGUAGAUCCUCAGUGAAUGUCUGUCGGAUAUCCAACCUAAAACUAACUGACUGCGGUAUUUACGUGAAAAAACAUUUGUUGCCUCGGCUGAUUUUUUUAAUGCACCCAUGUGCCCCUAAAUACAUUGUCCAUUUCGCACACAUCUAAUUUUAGUUGCAAAUGCGAGUGAAAUGGUCGUGCUGUCAGGCCCUGGGUAUCUGCUUGAUUUUUGAGUGCAGGUAAAACAGUGUUAUAUGAGUUUGAUUUGUAUCUAUUUGUUUAAAACUCUUUAGCUCUUCGUAUGAGGAAUCCUGUUUUGCACUGAUUUUGGUGGAUCCUGUGUCUUACCAUAGAGUAUGAUCUUCAGUCUUGUAGCUGAUGAUCCAGUUGCUCCUGAGUGUCAUAUAGAGGCAUCAGUAACCAGCCGAAACUUCCUUAGUAGGUUUAGUCAUGUGUUCAAUCGAUUUGUCUGACUCUGCAGGACCACAGUGCUGCAAAGCAUGAAACUCGGUGUCGACGUGAACCGACACAAAGAAAUCAUUGUGAAGGCGAUCUCUGCCAUCCUGCUGCUGCUUCUCAAACACUUUAAACUCAACCACAUCUACCAGGUACGCACAACACACUUUUCAUGGCACAACUGAGAUAUACAAACAAAGAGUAGAAGUGCUGCUGGGUCCAUGUGUUAUCACAGACACUGCUGACGAUGGCCCUGGCAAAGACCUGAGUAGGUUGUGAUGCAUCAGCCAUUGUUAGGAUAUUGAUCUCGAUCUCUCGCUGGUUGUUUCAAUUUGAUGUAUGUCUUUUUAGUUUGAGUUCAUGGCACAGCACCUAGUGUUUGCCAACUGCAUUCCCCUCAUCCUGAAGUUCUUCAACCAGAACAUCAUGUCAUACAUCACAGCUAAAAACAGGUACUUUUUUACCUCUUUGAAUUCCAAUUACUGUGACUUCUAUUUGCACUAAAUCUCAGUGACUGAAGUUUUUUUUAAUGCUUUCAUUUUGUCACUUUAAAGCAUUUCAGUGUUGGACUUCCCUUACUGUGUGGUGCACGAGCUCCCAGAGUUAACUGCAGAGAGUUUGGUGAGUUUUCUUUUUUGUCACACUUGCCUGAUAUAGUGGUUUUGUUGCUUUAAUUGCAACUUGAGGGUCAUUUUUUAAGUGCAUAAUUUGUGUCUGUGAAUAUUUUGUGUUCAGGAAGCUGGAGACAACAACCAAUUCUGCUGGAGGAAUCUGUUUUCUUGUAUUAACUUGCUCAGGAUCCUCAACAAGCUGACCAAGUGGAAGCACUCAAGAACAAUGGUGAGAAAUCAUCAAACAACAGUUAUACCAACACAUUAUGUCGUGUUUCCUCCAUUCAAAAAAUGAUGAUCUGAGCUCUCUUCUCCCCUUUCUCAGAUGUUGGUGGUGUUCAAGUCCGCUCCCAUCCUGAAGAGGGCGCUGAAGGUCAAGCAGGCCAUGAUGCAGCUUUACGUCCUCAAGCUGCUCAAAGUCCAGACCAAAUACCUCGGACGCCAGUGGAGGAAGAGCAACAUGAAGACCAUGUCAGCCAUCUAUCAGAAAGUCCGCCAUCGAUUAAAUGACGAUUGGGCCUACGGGAACGGUGAGUGCAGACACACAAAAUCCUUUGAUUGAAAAACAAGCCAGUGUGCAUCAAUUCAACAGUAAAAGCAGCAAGAAAAGAAAGAAGUCAUGGGUGUGGAUGAAGAAUCCUACACAAAGUUCAAGUUCAGAUGAAGAUUUAACUUAGAAAAUUAAAAAACAUUGUAGGACCAGUUUUUUUUUUUUUUUUUACAAAUCCUUAACCCUCUUUUGUAGGAAAGUGUAUCAAUUCAUGAUAAGAGGUGACACAGUUAGAUGAGUCCAAUGAUUUGAUUAAUAUGCCCCUUCGAUUAAGUUACAGCAGCUCCUCUCAUACAAAAGAACUUAGCAGAGUCGUCCGCCAAAGGUAUACCAUAUGAUAAAAAAUCGCCAGAUGGGUCUGGCAUUUUGUUUGCAUUUGUUACAAAUCCGAGUUUAAAAAUAAAAGGAAAAUGAACAAAGAAACGGUAUGGUUAUUUUUAAGCCAUUAAUUGAAUUUACAGGGGGAAAAAACAUACUGCAAUAUAAACCGUUACUGUGAUAUGAAAUUACUCAUACCAUGAUAUAAGAUUUAGUUCAUACCGCUCAACACUACUCAGGGUUGUUUGAAUAUUUUAGCUUGCGAUGAGCACAAAUGGUGGUCUUGUACAUCAUUUUAUAUCAUUGUAUCACUCAAAUCAGUCAGUCAUGCAUAUCCUAUUGUCUUACGCUUCCUAAUUCAGGCUUUUGUCCCUCCUGUAACAAAUCCUUGACUUUCAGUUCCUUAUUCUUGGUCCAGCACCACGUGUUACUUCUUUGAGUCACCAUGUGUCUCAGGUUUUAUUACUAAGAUGCACAUAAAUAAUAACUUAUGUCUUCAACUGAUCGUUGAGGCUGGGAAAUAAAUAGUCAACUAGUGAGCCUAAGAUAGCCUAGGCCAGCACAUCCUGACUAUUGUACCCCCUCCUGGAGCAGAUCUGGAUGCCCGUCCCUGGGACUUCCAGGCUGAGGAAUGUGCUCUGCGGGCCAACAUCGAACGUUUCAACAGUCGUCGUUAUGACAAAAGCCACAGCAACCCAGACUUCCUGCCUGUGGAUAAUUGUCUGCAAAGUGUUCUGGGACAGAGGGUGGACCUGCCCGAGGACUUCCAAAUGAACUAUGACCUUUGGCUGGAGCGAGAGGUCUUCUCCAAACCUAUUUCCUGGGAAGAGCUGCUACAGUGAGAACCAACGAUUAACAGUUUGAAUCACAAACAAACAGCCGAACUUGCUCUCACUGAUUGAUCACAGGUCACAGCAUUAUGUUUCAUGUUUUAGAGGGACCCAAAGACUGCCCAGGUGUACACUUAAAAUCAUCAGUUUUACACUUCAAUUGAUACUCAAACCAAUAAAUCAACAUUGAAUCCUUUCCCCUUAAUAAUGUCAACCAGUUUUUACUGGAAAUGAUUUUAAAGCAAAUCUUUUUUUUUUCAUCUGUGGACCUGAACUUGACCUAGCACUACUCUUGCUCUAUGUGCCUCUUACCUGCUACAGAAGCUAGUAAAUUUCAUCUUAAAGCACUACAUGACAGGAUGUUCACUCUUAAUUUUAAAGUCAUUUAUUUGGUGUAAAUGGUGUGAAUUGAUUGCUUAGACAGAUGUGUAUGUGUGUGCUUUGUUCAGGUCAAUCUUGGCACAUCGAAUAUGUUAGCAGGACAUUCCUGGUACAUCCUCUAGGUCACUUCAUGGAGGUGAAAGGAAUGGUGUUUUUUUAGACGUAAUUUCUGUUUGUGCAAAUAAACAAUGCAUUAUUUUGUGAAAGUUAUUACCUUCGGGAGUAUUACACUCCUGUUUACCUGACUCAUCCUCUGUUCAUUCACUCAUGGCCUGUGUUUUAUUUGCAUUUUGACUUUUUCUCCUGAGUGCUGCCUACACCCCUUUUAUCUGGGACCAUGAAGACAUCAGGGUGAGUGGACAUAGAAGUACAGCCUUGAUUCUUCUUCUUUUUUUUAAACAAUACAAACCUUAAAGUAUCUUAGUUUACUUUGUUGUGGAAAACUGGAUGAUUAUUUUCCCUAAUCACAUCAAACUGAAAGAGUGCAAAAACGUUUGAAUCUCUCGUUUGGGAUUCAUUGUCUCUGAACUUCACUCACCUCAGACUGAACCAAGGAGAGAACCUGGUUUAUUUUCUUGUCUUUUUCUACUUUUCAGCUUUGUGUUUUAUGAAAGUUAAAGUAAUAAGGAAACAUGUAAUUUUUAAUAUUUAUCAUGCCUUUCUCUUUGUUUUACAUUGACUUAAGUACUGUAAUAAAAACAAACUGUCAGUGUGGUA